Messenger RNA from Rangifer tarandus platyrhynchus (Svalbard reindeer), 1032 nucleotides. The record is from the annotation of a GenBank genome assembly. NCBI's taxonomy places the organism in Eukaryota, Metazoa, Chordata, Mammalia, Artiodactyla, Cervidae.
AUGGCAACUCCUUACGUUCCAGUUCCUAUGCCCCUAGGGAACUCUGCUUCCAGUUUUGCAACCAACAGAAACCAAAGAAGUUCUUCUUUUGGGAGUACCUCAACAAGCUCAAACUCUUCCAAAAGCCAGUUAGAAGAUUCAAAUAUGGGUAAUUUUAAACAGACCAGUGUAUCUGACCAAAUGGAAAGCACUUCAUCUGUCUGUAGCAGUCCCCUCAUUAGGACUAAAUUUACAGGUGCAGAUUCUUCCAUUGAGUAUUCUGCUAGACCAAGAGAAAGUGAAGAACAAAGUCCUGAAACAGUGAAUUUGGAAGAUAGACCUUCUACACCUAUUAUCCUGGGUUAUGAGGUGAUGGAAGAAAGAGCUAAAUUUACUGUAUAUAAAAUAUUAGUAAAGAAGACCCCAGAAGAAAGCUGGGUAGUUUUUAGAAGAUACACUGACUUCUCUAGGCUUAAUGAUAAAUUAAAAGAGAUGUUUCCAGGCUUUCGAUUAGCCCUUCCACCAAAACGCUGGUUUAGAGAUAAUUACAAUGCCGACUUUUUAGAAGAUAGGCAAUUAGGAUUACAAGCAUUUCUUCAGAAUUUAGUAGCUCACAAGGACAUUGCUAACUGCCUUGCAGUGAGAGAUUUUCUUUGUCUGGAUGAUCCACCAGGUCCAUUUGAUAGCUUAGAAGAAAGCAGGGCUUUCUGUGAAACUUUAGAAGAGACAAACUACCGUUUUCAAAAAGAACUACUUGAAAAACAAAAAGAGUUGGAAUCACUGAAGAAGCUGCUCAGUGAGAAGCAGCUUCUUAUAGACGCUCUAGAAAACAGAGUCAGGACACUAUCUUUGAAACCUGAAGAAUCCCUGCUCACAUCAGGAACAGAAGCUAGACAGAUCCUGAAGGUGGAGCCCUCUGCGCUUGAGGUUGAUCAAGGUGUCCUGGAUGAAGAAUCUAGAGCUGAUAAUAAGCAAUACUCAAGUUUUAGUGAACCUAAAAAUUCCAUAUCAGACAUAGAAGUAGCAGAAGUGGCAUAUAAUGCAGAAGACUAA